GCCCCGCGCGCCCGUGGCCCUUGCGCACGCGCGAGGCGCAUGCGCGGCAGCGCGUCCUGAGCCGGGGCGGGUGCGGCCAUGGCCCUGCGGCUGCUGCGGGCCGCGGCGAGGUCAUCACUGCCCUGCAGCUCGCUGAGGAGCACCAGCUGUAAAUCAGAGGGAAGACCUGAGCCUGCUAAGCAGACACUUAAGAAACCGAAGUUACCAGUAGGCCGAUUUGAUGAACCGGAGGAGUCCAGUAUAGAGAGGGAACCUCUGGAAAAAUUCCCUGAUGGAAUCAAUCCUGCUACAAAAGAGAGAGGUGGACCGAAAGGCCCUGAACCGACACGUUUCGGAGACUGGGAGAGGAAGGGACGUUGUAUAGACUUCUAAUGUGUAAAUGAAUCCAUAUUGCUGAUGAUAUAUUUCUAGUUGUUGAAGAGUAUGUAUAGAAUAAUCUCAGCUAGAUUUGUUGCGGAUGUUCUUGUUUCUAUCAUGCUGGGAUACUUUAUGUAAAUAAACACGAUACUACAACUCAGUUUUUGAAGCUGUUACUUUAUGUGCACCUGGUCAUCAGUGGUAUUUAUACUAAACAAAUGCAAGUACAGUGAGUGUGGAGUUCGUAGCAGGAUCUUGCUGAGACGUAUAAAUGGCUUGUAUUUCGUUAUGUAAGUGAACAUUUUUAUCUAUCUAUCCAUAAAGGCCAGGUUGGCUGGCGCCCUAGGCAGCCUGAUCUAGUGGGUGGGUGGCAGCCCCGCUAAUGGCAGGGGGGCUGGAACUGGAUGGUUAAGGGCCCUUCCAUCCCAAGCAUUCUGCGUCUGCUUGAAAACUGGCUAAAUGCUGCUUGAGAAAAAGUAACAUUAUUUUCUGAUAACUUAUGGUCAAAAGUGACGGUUGGAUGAGAUGAGCUUAAUAUUGCAGGUCUUUGAGCUGAAGACCUUUCUGUCAGACCAGCUCAGUUCAUCGUUCAAGAAUUUGCCUAGCUGGAAAUACUGCAGUAGAGCACAAGCCCACCGCUUCUGUGGGUACUUAAUAGGAGAAUAAGCUGACAUUAUUAAAACCUCUAGCAUAUUAAUGCUCUAGGUAUUUGCUGUGCAACUUCUUUUUGAUAGAUGGAAAAAACUGAUCUUCUCUAUCUUCAACUGUAAAUGUUUGGGGUUUUUUUUCCCCACCAUUCAUUUGUGCUUCUUGCCUGGUGUUUUGCUGGUUUUCCAACCUCUUUGCUUUUCCUCUAUGCUGUCUUAUAUAUUCACAAUUCCCAUUAGCUGCUUCUGCUGUAGCAUCACAGUGGGCAUUCAAACUGAAUGAAGGGCGUUUGGAGAGCCCAGUACUGUGCGGUCUUCCGUUUUAUGGCCUACAUUUCUUUUUCCUGUAUGUAUUUGUUUGCUGUUUGCUCUGCCAAAGCAAGUUUUGCUUGAAUGGAAGUCAGCUUUAAUCACAAUUUCUGUUGUUCUGCAUUACUGUGGCUCUGUGAGGAUGUACCACUUGGUCCACUUUUGCCUGAUUUUAUUAAAGCUGCAAAGCAUCUGAGCCCUGUUACAGAUCUUAAAAACCUCCCCCAAACCCACCUGACUUGUGGCCAGCAGGGAAGCUCUUCUUGCAGUCUGCCCUUUGCAUACCUUGUGUAUGUUUGAUUGGUGUAGUAUUGGGCCACUUGUGAAUGAGGAGAUUCAUCUCACUGCCGUGAUGCCCUAAAUAAGUAUUAAGUCUGUUCACUUAGGUUUAUCAGCACAUACCUCACCAAAGAACAAAAUCAGAUGUGUUAAAGCCUAUUUUCUUAAAAGUUAUUAACUAGUAAUUAUAACUGUUAAUUAGAUUUUGAACCCUUAAUCUUCUAUAAAUUCUGGAUAUUGGAAAAUGAGUCUGCGUUUACCUGAUUGAUUCUAGUUUAACAGUUUUUCCCAAGAUCUGUUGAAUUGCUUAGUUACAUAAAAAUGCUCUGGGUCUGUAAUAUGUGCUGUUUCUUAAAACGUCUAUUUCUAGUGCUGCUUUGCCUCUUCAGUCCCCAGCAGAGGGGAAAAUACUGUGUCAUACAGUACAACUACUUUUCAAGUUCAAAGCAGAAAUGUUAAUUGAAAACUUCUGUCUUUCCUGCAUCAUUAUUAUUAGGCUUCCCAUCUUAAUUAAUGAAGAGGCAGUAAUGCCACUGCAGUUAUUUUUGCAUUAUAAACCUUAACCUUAUCCACAGGUUGUUGCAUGAUUUUGUUAUCUUCUUUUGCCAGAUUUUGCCUUUCCCAGCACAAGCUCCAUGAAUGUUUGUCUAGUUCCACUUGGCAUUCUUGGUGCUCAGUCCUAAUUGCUGCAUUCAUCACAGACUGCCUUCUAGCUGUGGCUGCAGUUCUCCCUGGUUACAGAACUGCACCUUUUGGCAACCAUAUAAAGAACUGUUUGCAUUUACCUGUGGUUUUCUUUGGUUUUUUUCAGUUGUUACCUUUGCAAUUAAGAGCUAAAUCUACCUAUGUUUUCUGAAAAAUGAAAAUCCCCGUGUGAGAACUUGUGACCCAUCCCUUCUGUUGCUGUCCUCAGAGAGAAUAAAAGCGCUGUUUCCUUUCUGAGCCGAGCGCUCUGCAGGCACCUCCUUGCCCUCUGAUGGAGGCUGCUGUCCAUGGAGCCCAGCAGGUCCCAGGCCCUCUCUGCUGCACCCACUGAGCUCCCGUUUGAGAGCUGCCUCUGCGAGUGCUGUCCUACCAACAAGGGAGUGCCUCACAAAGGCAGGGAUUGUUCUUUCUUCUGCAAACUAAACAGUCUCCUGCUAACCCGUACUGUAAAUACUGGUUGUCAGCAGGUAGGCGCUCAGGAAAUAGAGGAUACCUCUUCCAUCUUAGGAAGCAGGCCUUUGUCCCCACCUCCCAGGUCAGUGCCAGUAACCGCCAAGUGUUUUACGUAAUUUGAGUAGGGAAUGUGUCAAUAAGAGAGGAGAGACUGAAUGCUUGGGGGCAAAAAAAAAAAAAAAAAAAAAACGCCAAGGAGCAUUUCUGUCUGGCCUGGCAAUGUGGCAUUUAGCAAGAAGAGAAAUACUGACAAGUCCAAAAUACCUUUUUUUGUGGUGCUGCAGGAUCGCUGGUGGUGUUUGUCAAAACCAGUCAUGGUUUCAAUGCGGUAACCAACACAAUGACAGUGUAAGGUGCAGGUGAUCGUUCCUGUUUUGUUUUCUCGCAGUGUCUGCAGUCACAAAAGAAGCACUUCAGCACUUUUUCAGUGGUGUCUUCCUGCUCUUUCCAAAUGAUGAAUAUUAGUGAUUCACUGAUGGAGCAUUAGAGUAGAGCUAUGACUAGCCACUGAAUUAGCCACAUAGGUAUGCUUUUAUCAUAAAUACUGAUUCAUCUAUUUUUGUAGCUCUUUCUGUUAGUAUAACAGGGUGGAAAGCAUCAGGGAGCUCUAUUCAUUUUCUGUUGUCUUGCAUUUCCGUGAGACAGAAUUGUUCUGCCCAUGUAAGCAAAAUCUUGUAAUUCUGGAGGAUGCUUGUUGCUCGGCUUUGUCUUUACUAAAAAGCUGUAUGUUGCUUCUCUGCAGGAGGUUUUCAUAUUAAACUUGUUUUUGCUAGUUGUUUACAUUCAGUACACUAAAAUUACGAAGCCUCAUUGUUUGAAGGACUUGCUCUGUAAUUACUUUAUUGCAAAAUAUAUAAAGUUGCACGCUACAGUGAAAACAUUUGCUAUAUAUUGCCAUGUUUGCAAAAUAUCUAUUUCAGUGCUGAUUUUACUAAGUUAAAAUGCACGGUUUUGUCGUAUUGUUGAAUCAGAGUGAAAUUACCCUGUGUCAUAGCAGAUGUUUUUGAAGAACUGUGGAGUAUCAUUGUAAAACUGGACUGCUUUUUCAGUUGACUGCAAUAAAUGAUUCCAGCAGCCUGUGGUGGCA
Molecule: messenger RNA, 3837 nt
Organism: Numida meleagris (helmeted guineafowl)
Lineage: Eukaryota; Metazoa; Chordata; Aves; Galliformes; Numididae
Gene: SDHAF4
Product: succinate dehydrogenase complex assembly factor 4
Exons: 3
Coding region: 79-372 (97 amino acids)
Biological process (GO): mitochondrial respiratory chain complex II assembly
Cellular component (GO): mitochondrion
Source: RefSeq, a predicted model, not a curated record